AUGGCGGACUUCGCGCUUGGUGUUGCCAAGUCGCUGGUGGAGGCGACGCUGGCCAAGGCCCAGUCAGCGAGGGAAACGGAGGCGAAGCUGCGGAAGAGCGCAGAAAGUGACCUGGCGUUCAUUACUGAAGAGUUCCAGGAGAUGCAGUCCAUCCUCAGCGUUCUGGACGAGGAGACCGCCAAGAUCGAGGUGGUGAAAACCUGGGUGAUGCUGGUUCGUACCCUGGCCUACGAUUACGAGGAUCGCAUGGAAUUUAUGGACCAGUACGUGGAUAACAAGCGGGACUGGUGGUUCCGGCUGCUCCUGCCAUGCUCGACCCUCCCCCUGGAUGAGGCUGCGGCCGAGUUAAAGCAGCUCAAGGGAAGGGUCGAGGAUGUGAGCAAUAGGAACCGUCGCGACAAGCUUAUCAAUAAGUUGGGCUUCACUGAAGCGACGGCCAUUGCAAAGAUGCAGAAAGAUUUAGGAAGUUGUCUCACCCAGUUCAUCACCAAGGAGGGCAGUGAUGACCUUCGAGUGAUCUCGGUGUGGGGGACAGGUGGUGAUCUUGAUCUUGGCUUCAUGCUCGCCGUCAGGAAGGCCUACCUAGCCCCCGAUACCUGCCAACUCUUCCCAUGCCGUGGCUGGUUGAAAUUGACAGAUCCCUUAAAUCCCCACGAGGCCCUCCGGAGCUUGAUGACUCAAUUCUAUACAAACUCUUGCCUGCAAAUCGAAGCCAGUGUGGAUGUAGAUGAACUGGUGAGGAUGGAGGAGACAACAACGACUCAAAUCGGGCUCAUCAAGGAGUUCAUGAAGCAAGUAAACGAGAAGAGGUACCUAGUCAUCCUGGAAAACGUGUCCAACAUGGGACAGUGGGACGCCAUCAGGACCUACCUGCCUGAUAGGAAGAACGGCAGCUUGAUCAUCGUCUGCACGCAGCCACGUGAGAUUGCAAGCAUGUGCGUCGGAGAUUCACACCAGGUGUUGGAGCUGAAUAAGUACUCGACUAAUAAGCAGUCUCUAUGUGUCUUCUUCAAGGAGGGUUCUCAAGAAAAGGAGGCUGACGGGAUGGAGGAGGAUGAAGUGAGCUACUCUUCUGGCCUUUCGUCCGACAGAGUUCUCAUCACCAAACAGGACAUAGCCCGUAGCUGGAUGGAACAAUUCACCCUUGUUGGAGUACGAGUCACAACUCAAUGAACUUCGCUACUGUAUGGCUCAGUCGCUGUUCAAUGAUUUGAAGGUGAUUUCUGUGUGUGGAAUACCUGGCGUUGGGAAAUCAGAACUUGUCAGAUACUUCUACUACAACAGAAUGCUUGAAAGGCGCCAGCUCUUUCACCAGUACGCUUGGG
Panicum virgatum (switchgrass) is the source of this 1325-nucleotide messenger RNA. Its product is annotated as putative disease resistance RPP13-like protein 2. The transcript is spliced from 2 exons. NCBI's taxonomy places the organism in Eukaryota, Viridiplantae, Streptophyta, Magnoliopsida, Poales, Poaceae. The record is from RefSeq and is a predicted model, not a curated record. The coding region runs from base 1 to 1173 and encodes 390 amino acids. Gene Ontology annotation, molecular function: ADP binding.